UUCAGACCUUUCAACAGGCAACACAUAACUGUGAGUGAAUCUUCAGAAAGAAAUACAAGAUGGAACUGAGUCUAUCAGUCAUGGACAGCUACAACUGGGCCCGUCAGCAGAUUUCCAGCAUUUUCAGCGGGACAGAACAGGAGGCUCUGAUCGAGCAGGUCGAAGAGCUAAAGGCUCAGAUCCAAAAGGCACAGGAACACAUUUCCUCUCAGGAACAAAAGGCCACAGAGCUCUCCAUCAGUCUAAAGUCAGAGAUGUCUGAAAACGAGUGUCUCUGGGACCAGGUGGAGUAUCUGACAAACAAGCUCCACAGAGAGAGGACCCGGAGACAGCAGGAGAGCGAUCUGUUCAAAAAAGAGAGAGCUAGGUGUUUCGAGGAGAAAACUCUAAGGAGGCAACUUGGUCAACAACUGGAGGAAGCAAAAAAACAGCUGGUUGAUCAGAAGAGCCAAGAGGAGCUGUUUGCAAAGAGUAACUCACACACCAAAAAGGCGUCAGUGUACCAGGAGCAGAUCCAGAGGCUGAGAGCUGAGCAGGAUGCCCUCCGUCAACAAUUGGAGCAGAAAAUCAAACUACUGCAACAAGAUGCCUCUGAGAGGGAGAAGUCCUUCUGCAGGGAGUUGGAGGACCUGAAGAUCCAGAUCUCAACAAACCUCAAGGAAGAGGUCAGUCAGGCCCAGGCUGCACAACUCGUGGAAGACCUGAAGGAUGAGGUCUGCGAGCAGGAGGAGGAGGAGGAGUCCAUUCCUUCUUUACAGGCACCUGAACUCCUGGAAGAGGCCAAAGACUCUGAGGAGAAGGCUCUAGAGAAAAAGAGGAAGCCUGCGUUCUGGAAAAGAAGCCACCAAUUCCUCGGCUUGAGGAGAAAAAAGGAGAAGCGGGAGAAGGAGUCCAUUUCCAACUGAGUGAACUUUUCCAACCUCAGCAGCUGUAAAAGGCCACAAGGCUCAAAUUAAAAAAAAAAAAAAAAAAUGUGCACAGUAAA
Thunnus maccoyii (southern bluefin tuna) is the source of this 985-nucleotide messenger RNA. RefSeq names its product filamin-A-interacting protein 1-like. Bases 60 to 905 code for a protein of 281 amino acids. The record is from RefSeq and is a predicted model, not a curated record. The transcript has 2 exons. Lineage: Eukaryota; Metazoa; Chordata; Actinopteri; Scombriformes; Scombridae.